AAAAAAGCAGGCCGAAAAAGAGUUCAGCAGAGAAGAGAAUGUCGAGUCUCAAGGCAACAUUUGCAGUUGUUACAGGUUCAAGCCAAGGACUUGGUAAGGAAAUUGCCCUACAGUUUGCAAAGGUCUGCGACGGAGAAACAUCUGUACUGGUUUUACAUGGAAGAAAUGAAGAACGUUUGGCAGCUGUUCAUGCUGACAUAAAAGCAGUAAAUCCACUAUUAACUGUGUGUGCUGUUGUCGCUGAUCUGGUUGAACAUGAAAGCUACAAACGCCUUGUUGAGAUAUUUGAUGAAUUUGGGAAGCAGUCAUUUGAGAGAGCGUUCCUGGUACAUAAUGCCGGAGACCAUAUGGGAUUCGUAAAAAACAAAGCCCAUGAGAUUGAUGAUCAUCAAGCCAUACAAAGAUUCAUGAGUAUGCACCUAACAUCAAUGGUUGUACUAACAUCAAAUUUCAUGAAGAAAAUUACAAGCCAUGCUCUGAUAAAGACCAAACAGUAUGUGGUCAAUGUAAGUUCAAUGUCUGCUUUGGUACCAAUGAAAACAUUGGCACUUUACUGCUCAGCAAAGGCAGCAAGAGAAAUGUUCAUGCAGGUGCUAGCUUUGGAGGACCCUGAGGUUAGAGCAUUGAACUUUGACCCUGCUAUCAUGCCAACAGAGAUGUUGAUAAAUCACAUUAGAGAUGCGUAUGAUCGCGACUUUGCUAGGAAGUUGACAAAAAUGGGCAAAGAUGGAGAAAUCUUUUCAGCAGUGAAAAUUGCAGAAGAGUUUAUAAAGGUGGUUAUUCUUGAUGAAUGGAAAAGUGGUGAACAUGUGGCACCGUGUAAAUUUAAGGUGUGAGGACACGUGAGAACAAUACAAGAACACUAUGAAAACAUUUUGAUAACAAUAGGAAAACAAUGUGAGAACAUAUUGAAACAUUAUGAGACCAGUUAGAAUACAUAACGAGAAAAACACUGAAACAUUUUGAGAACAGGAGACAUUACACGAACAAUUAGAAAACAUUUACAAGAAAAACACUAAAAUACUAUAAACCCAAUGGGAAACAAGAACAAUUGGAAAAUAUUGAGAUUGAAUUUAAACAAGGCACAGACGUGAACAAUAUCGUACCUAAAACACAGCAGUGUGACAGUGAAGAAUUUAGGACGGAAAAUCCAAAAUGGCCACCUUAAAAUUUACCCAGAAUGCCCAAAAACUAAUCAGUUCUUAACUUUGAUACGUAGAAACAUCCCUGAAAAUUUCAGAUGAAUCCAUCAAAUGGUUUGGCUGGAAACCUGUAGACAAGUCUUGAAAGGGAAGAUUUUAGGACGGAAAAUCCAAAAUGGCCACCUUAAAAUUAACCCAGAAUGCCAAAAAACUAAUCAGUUGUUAACUUUAAUAUGUAGAAACAUCCCUGUAAAUUUCAAAUGAAUCCGUCAAAUGGUUUGGC
Owenia fusiformis is the source of this 1425-nucleotide messenger RNA. The record is from the annotation of a GenBank genome assembly. NCBI's taxonomy places the organism in Eukaryota, Metazoa, Annelida, Polychaeta, Sabellida, Oweniidae.